AUGAGCAUCAUGAACGGCCACGGCCACAGCGAAGAGCACCCGCUAGACGCCCGUUCGGGCAUGCUACGCCUCCAAACUGAUCUGAACGACAGAAUUGAAAAUGCCGAAGACCUCACCCAUCUCUGUCUCACGCUUGAGGAUGGCCAUGUGCAAGCUGGAAUCCUGAGAGAGGAGAUGGAGAGACGCUAUGGACCUAUAGGGUUGGAUGUUCUGGCUGCUGCUGAGAACCCUAGUCAGCACUACUUUAGUCAAAAAGGAUUCGUGAUAACAUACCGCCCCGAAUACAUCGAAUGCCUCUACGCCUCAAUGACCACAGCGAACCUCAACACCCUCAAGGCCGCUCUAAGCUGGCUAGUCAUGCUCCGGAGGACCCCCGUCACCAACCAAAUAAGCAUGUCCUGGGGUGGAUGGGAAAGAGACAUCUUUGGUCUCCUGCCGUUAGUCCCUGCGAAUUGGUCGCGGAGCUGUUGGACUAAGAUGUUCGAUACUGGAAUCGUGGCUUCUCUACUUGAUCUUGGUGAUUGUGAUGGCUGUGAUGACGACGAUGACGACGACGACGACGAUUUCGAUGAAUCUGAGUUUCUGAAUGGCUUGAGUCAAUUGCUACCGGAGCGGCCGCUGCUCAAAACGGGACCUGAUGUGAUGUCUCUUCUUGCUGGAGUGACUCGUCCUGUGCAGGUGGAGGAGGGGUAUAUCCUGUGCGGUCGUUAUUCGGCUGUGGUUCCUGUUUUAAGGCAAGCUGAUGGGUCUGUUCUGUGGCAUUAUGAGACGAAAGAAGCCCAGGGUCCGGAGCUGCGCGCCGAUAAUUUGGAAAGUCUUAGGGGCGAGUGGUAUCAGACAUUUGACCUAGACUUGCUCAUAAACGCACCAGCGCUUAUAGGCUGGAGUAGGGAAGGCGAGCUACUCAUUGGUACUGAUAAGCACACUCACAAUACUACAUGGGCACUCAAGGAAUCACAGCCGCUGCUACAUUUCCGAGGGAAUCUUAGCAUCAUCAACGCGGCCGUUAUCCGGAUGCCCACAAGCACAAACUAUUAUUUCAUGCUGCACAGAAGUCACCACUAUUCAUGGAUCCUCUACGAUGUCCCAGCAAAACGCGCCUGGCUAGUCCCCGAAUCAUCCCUACUACUCUACAUGGUCUCAAUAUACUGCAAAGACUUUGGCGGCAAACAAUUCCCCCCACCCAACACGCCCGCGGGGGGACAAAACGCUCGAGACUACCUGCUCAAGAACGCAGAACUCGUUAUCUGGGAACAGCGCACACUCGGAGACCUGGUGACUUCCUUCGCCAUGACCUUGGGCCAGAUAGCCCCCCGGUACGUCACCGGAGGCCGAAUCGCAGGCUACCAGUUAAUGGACCUAGUCCACGGCGCGGGGCAAAUGAGCCCGGAAACCAUCCACCCCCGGCCCAGCGCCAACUGGACCGCUCUGCUUCGAGAUAGACCCUGUCUGCUCGGUGCUAAUAUGGGGGAGCUCAUCACCGGCACUCGAUCAACAGCCGCCAACUCCCCGUGUAACCACUUACCUGUUGGCCAGAACUUGCUCGCUGCGACAGUUCAGACCCUGAACGAUAUCAAAGAGUACCGGUAUCUCCCCACCGACAGCUGCGCUUUUCAGUAUGUCCCUGGAGGCGUGUGGAUGACUUCGUCCGAAGCUUUCACAACCUGUGAUCAUGAUGAGAACUCCAAGAAUGACUGUUGGCGAAACCCUAACCUCCCACAAACUAUCGUGAAGGAGCCGAAGAAGAAGAAGACCAAUGCCGCUCAGGGCGCGCAGGCGCAGGAGCAGGAGCAGGAGAUCCCGGAAGAUGGCGUGGUGGUGUUUGGAAAGAUAACGGAUCGGUUUUUGCUGUUUGAUUUGGCGCGGCGCUCUGGCGUUGCCCCCUGGUGGGAUUUCAGUUUAACGUGGUUUUAUUGUGGGCGUGAAGAAGGUCCGAUCUAUCGUGCUCCAUGCUCCAUGUGA
This is a messenger RNA of Aspergillus glaucus CBS 516.65, 1962 nucleotides long. RefSeq lists its product as uncharacterized. The transcript has 2 exons. The record is from RefSeq and is a predicted model, not a curated record. Bases 1 to 1962 code for a protein of 653 amino acids. Lineage: Eukaryota; Fungi; Ascomycota; Eurotiomycetes; Eurotiales; Aspergillaceae.